This is a messenger RNA of Sorghum bicolor (sorghum), 1218 nucleotides long. RefSeq lists its product as uncharacterized. Lineage: Eukaryota; Viridiplantae; Streptophyta; Magnoliopsida; Poales; Poaceae. The transcript has 3 exons. The coding region runs from base 1 to 1218 and encodes 405 amino acids. The record is from RefSeq and is a predicted model, not a curated record.
AUGGAAGGAUGGCUCGUGCUGCCGAACUUCUAUGAAGGCCUCACGGUCAUGUGCAAGGGGCACGUCGAUGCCGCAGCUGGAGGUGCAUUCCUCUCCCUUACCAUCACUCAGGCCACAGCCCUCAUCGAGAAGAUGGUGGCUAACCAGAGUUGGGGAGAGGGACGCAUGACACAAAAAGGCAUGCAUACCGUCAAGGAGACGGAUUUGCUUGCUGCAAAAACAGAUAUACUCAUGAAGAGGUUGGAAGGACGUGCCACCGAUCCAGCUACCGGUUUCGCCAACAACAACAGCAAGGUAAUGGGUGGAACAACCAAAAUCGCCCCCAAGGCCAAGAUAAAUGAAAACCUUGUUAAAAAGCUUUCCUUUAAUGAUAAAAUGUUUGAAAACAUAAACACCAAGUUUGAUGGCCCGACCACCUCAUUUAAAGAACAAGCAUCUUUCAAUAAAAGAGUAACGUCUCAGAUAGAUCAGCUUGCUUCUGCUCCUAAGUCUGCUGCUAGUGUUGAAAAUGUUAGUUCGGUGACCACGAGAGGGGGUAAGACCACUCGUGAUCCACCAAACCCUAACCAUGGUACAGCUAAGACUCCGCGUCAACAAGAACAAACAUCUGCUGAGCCGGUUGAUCCUCAAGACAAAUCAACAGAUGAGGAACCGACUCCAGAAGUUUAUGGGGACACCACGAUGCUUCCUUUCCCCACCAGGUGGAGGAAGAAGAAGAAGGACGGAGAAGAGCAAUUUCUCCGCUUUGUGGAAAUGGUCGAGAAGACAAACGUCAGCGUCCCGCUGAUGGAUGUCUUGCACAUACCAUCCUAUGUUAAGUUUAUCAAGGAUAUCAUCAACAACAAGCGACCAUUACCCUCCGCAGAAGUCGUCAAGCUGACAAAAGAGUGUAGCGCAGCUAUACUCAACCAUCUACCUAAGAAGAAGCAAGAUCCUGGGUGCCCCACAAUUACAUGCUCAAUAGGCACCCAACAUUUUGAUCAUGCCUUAUGUGAUCUUGGGGCGAGUGUGAGCGUCAUGCCGAAAUCAGUCUUUGAUAGGCUAAACUUCACCAACUUGGAACCAACCAACAUGACACUCCAGUUAGCGGACUCGUCAGUUCGGUACCCAGCAGGGAUUGCCCAAGACAUCCCUGUUAAGAUCAGAGGAUAUUACGUCCCCGUGGAUUUUGUGGUGUUAAAUAUGGAACUCACCAAGGAGACACCACUAAUCCUCUGA